CGCUGGCCGCUGAUUAGGUGUUCAAAAUGGCCAUUACCUUACCACUAAUCUACUACCUAACCUAACUAACUACGAAGUACCUCCCUCAGCUGGUACCCAUCGCUGACAAUUAUUGCCAUCGGGCAGCUUGAAGGGUAAAAAACGCCGAGGAAACCGACCCUCCUCUUGAUGUCUUCACUGCCACUGGUGAGGUUCAGAAGAAAAUUGACAGGCAAAGAGGGAAAAGGAGAAGCGAGGUUUGAUUAAUAUCAUUCACACUUUAGUCUUCUGUCGUGCCGUGGAACUGAACUCCAAGCUAUUCUUGUUUUUCCAUCGGGUUUAUUUAAUAAAUUAUUAUUAACCCAUCUGACUGGUUGGUUAAUCAUAUGCCCAAUAAUUAUUGACUUCUCCUUACCAACAUCCACACCCCUCCGUUGGUGCGCCGCUCGCCAAACCCCACAGUUCUCGUCUGCCGUUUGUUUCUUUGGGAGGCGUUCUUUGUUUUUUUUUUUCCUUUUCCUUUCCUUGUCUUUUUCACUUUCGACUUGUGACAUAUCAUCUGCCGAGAUGACCAUGUCUUCCUCAGUCGACGCCGAGGGUUCAGAGGAUGUGAAUGACUUCCUGCUUCGUAUCCGGGAGCUUGGAGAGAAGCGCGACAAGGAAGACGAAGAACGUACCAGGAAACUAGAGGAGGAGAUUCUGCAGGGCCGGAAGGAAAGGCAGGCUCGAAGAGCUGAGCGGGCACGGUCGAUAUCGCCGACGAAAGACUCUCCAUCCAUACUAGAUAAUGCUCGACUGAGCACCUCGUCGUUCAGCCUACGAGCCAUCGAUCCUCCCGAACAUCUUGAACCGACUCCCCGAACCCCAGACCAUGAUAUCAACAGCAAAUCGGAAGCCAUUCGCGACGACGAAUCCGUAACUACCAAUGGCAGCCGAAGAGGAUCUAGAGUAGAUAUAAACGAGUCAGAGUCAUCUCCUAAGGCCCCUUCGGUUUCGCUACGAAGCAGAGCCGGGACGUUGUCCUGGCAGCAACGGCCCUCAUCGCGAGAACUCAAUAGACCCUUUUUCUCUACUUCCCCCGUUCGGGAAAACCGCUUGAGAGCCAUGUCAAGUACAUCGACCGAUGAUCGUGGAUUGUCUUGCAGCUCAACAUUGCGCUCUCCCACAAAGGAGACUCCCUCAUUGGACCAAGCAGAAAAAAACGCUAACUCCCCCAUGCGGACAAUGACUGUCGAAGAAGAAUUCCAAGAGCUCUCUACACACGACAAAAGCCCUAAAGCAUCGGAGGUAGAACCGGAAACUACGAACGAGCUGGAAAAGGAAUCAAGUCAACCCGAAGUUGGAGAGAUACGAUCACGUUCACCAUCAAGGGCAAGCUCCACUUUCGCAGAAAGUAGUCUCGGCCAUCGAUAUUCAAGUGUUUCUUCCGUCUCAACAGCUACAGGACUAGGAUCACCCGUACCUCUGUCAAGCGCACAAAAGUUCGAGCCCCGAAAGACAGAGGCAGACUCAGAGGACCAAACGGCGACGCCACUAUCGCCCAGACGUCUCUCCCCGGAACGUUCAACUUCGCCAACCAAGGGUCUUGGAGGCUUUGUGCAAAGCGCCAUGAUGAAGCGAUCUGAUAGUGUUUCAAAACGUUGGAGUGCUCAACUUCCAUCUGGAUUGAGCCGCGGCCACUCAUUGGCAGGGAAUAGAAAUAGCUUCGCUGCGCCGAGUAAAAAUGACCUUUUGUCUUCACCUCGACUUACACCCGACAGCUCGACUUUAACAACGCAUCGACCGGGUUCUAGCCACAGACCAAGCUCUAGCCACAGCGAGGCAACGAUUGUCAAAGAGAGUGAACGCCCAGCUACUCCGCCGAUUCCUAGCGGAAAUGGCGCCACACGACCCGAUGGGAGCCCCGGAAGGCCACAACUUGAGCUCCAUACAAGAUCUGCUAGCGCUUUGGAGAACCAUGAUGCUAGCUCACUACCUCCGAGUAGCCCUGUGGUCUCUAGGACUAUGGAUCCCAAGCGUUGGAGUCCAACCAAAUCCACCUGGCUCGAGAGUGCUUUGAACCGUCCCGAUUCACCAAGGCAUAAGAAACAGCCCUCGCAAUCAACAACAUGGAGCAGAGAACGGCAGUCAAGAGGCAGUAUCGAUAUGGGCCGGUCGAAUACCUUUAAAGAAGUUACUCCUGUAGGAUUGAUGCGUACCGCCGCCCCUGGCAGCCACUCAAAAUCAUCGAGUGUUUCUGGAAUGCCAAAUUUGUUCGGUACACCUGACACGACAAACAAAGCAAAGGAGACUCCAGCGGAAACCACCACACCUGACACCGAGGGCAAUAAUAUACCACCUGUGGAGGAAAGCUCUACAGACCCUUCAAAGACAACGGAGACUGUACCAGAGAGUACGGACCAGACCGCCGAGCCAACCACCACUAGACGCAAGCGUGCCCCAACAUUAUUGACGCCAACCUCGAACGCGAGUUUUGAUUCACCUAUCUCGCCUACUAGGAUCUCACCUACUAGAGACCCCUUGUUGAACCGACCGAAGCCGCAGUCCCCUGUGAUAGAUUUCCGUGCCAAUCUCCGAAAGCGAGAAGUUGUUAAGGAUCAAGGACCCAAGGAAGAGCCAGAGUUCAAAAAUGUUUUUGGAAAGCUGAAGAAAACAGAAUCAUCGAAUUAUGUCCCAUCCGACGAGCUCAAAGAUAAUAUACUGAGAGGGAAAGCAGCAUUGAAUGCUUCGGGAGGUCCAAAGAAAAACCAGAAGGUUGACGAGCUCAAAGAAAGUAUUCUGAAACAGCGAGAGGCAAUCAAAUCCAGCGGAGGCUCAUUACGGCGCAAUACUGCUGGGGAAAGCGAUGCUCCUAUGAAGGUCGUUCCUGAAGCCAUUGCGAAACGGCAUAACCUGACAAAGUCCAGCAGUGCCAAAAGCAACGUGUCUGAUACGCCUGCCUCCCUUUCUCCUAGGGACCCCGGGACACCACAGCUUUCACCCCAACUUUCAUCAGAACUUGAGCGUGUCGACCGUUCUCCUAGCCCACAACUUCCCACGGAAGAACAUAAGCCCGACGUACCUGAUACCCAGGAGCAAAUACCUGAACCCGAUUAUCCUAUCAGCAAACAAAAUAGUAAAAAUGAGGCGAAUGAGGCGAAUGAGGCGAAUGAGUCGAAGGGUCCGUUGGAAAAUGCGGUAAUUGGAGAGCAGAAGAAAUCAAGUGAAGAGACCAUCCAACCGGUGCGUGCUUUGCCAUCGGGGAAUGUCAAGCAGGCCACAAAUCCGCCUGCUUCAGCUGAAGGUCUUGCUACUAAAGGUAAACUCGCAGGCCGAAUAAACCCUGCCUUGGCAGGCCUCUUAUCGCGCGGUCCUCCCGCGGCAGUAAAUGGGUCGAACAACGCGUUGCCCGUGAAUGAUACCGUGUCGUCAGCCCCGAGUCCUGCUGCUGCCCUCACGCAUAUGACGAAAAACCGCGCCAGGGGCCCGAAAAGACGUCUCCCAAAUCCCGUAGCUUCAGAAGCCAUAGAUCCCCCAUCAAAGGAAGCGACAGAAUCGUAUGAGAUCCCGGACUUUCCUGAUAUGAACGAGCCUGAAGACUUGGAUUCCGCACCCGAGGAGUCAACCCCUCGAGAGAGCUUGCCAUCUUCUGAGAUGGAAGAGAAGAAAGAUCCCAUACAGGGUUUUGGACCAAAGGCAGAAUCUGCUACCCGGGAUAUUUCGCCACCUCCAAAUGAGGAAACAGGUGCCAUUAUAAAAGAUUUGGUGCCCAAAACAGAGUCUACUACCCAAGGAGUCCCACCAUCUCUUGAUAUUGAGGUAGACGCCUCCAUGGACCCCGCACCGAAGGAAGAGCUUAGUCUUGAAGAGCCUCUACAGUUCUCCGAUACCAAGGAAGACCAACUCCUCACAGUGGACUCUGCACCAAAGGGAAAGCCUGGCUUUCAAGAUGCGCCACAGUUCUCUGCUAGCACGGAAAACGAAGCCCCUACCGUGGACUCCCUAUUGAACGAAGAAGAGAUCAUAAUUCAAGAGCCCGUGAUGCCCUCAAAUAAAGAGGGAACAAUUCCUGAGAAUUGUACAUCGCAAAGAGAAACUAUCUCCUCCAGGCUAACAAUGUCCUCUAACACCGGAGAGCCUGAGACUAUGAAUCCUGCUUCCAAGGAAGGUACCGAUGUCCAGCAGAUUCCACUACCCUCGGAGAUCAUGAGACCUGAACCCAUUGGGUCUUUGGAAAGUGAGGAGACUGGUUCCCGGAGUCUGCCGUCCCCAACUAUCAUGAGAUCAGAAGUCCCCUCUACGGACCUUGUGCUCGAAAAAGAAACUGAACCACAGGCAGACCCAACUUCGCCUAAUAUCAAGGAACCUGAGGCAAGUCUAUCUCGUACUCAAAGCCCCGCAGGCAAUUCUAGCGGCUGGCCGCUCCCUGAUGGUUAUAUUCCCGCGCCUGCUGCGUCGGAAACAGGCUUGGCCCAACCUUCUCCAUCAACCACGGGCAAGCCUACCGAGUUCAAGAGGAGUAUUCCUCACAUGGCUGAGAGAGAUUCCAAGCAGAAGUUUGGCGAACUUCAGUCUAAGCCAGCCACAGAAUUCGAGAAACUCACGCAGAAGUUUGAGAAAGCCCAUGAGGACAUAGAAAACCGGCGCGAUUCAUUUAAACCAGUCCCUCCGCCGAAAGCAGCCCCAUCCACACCUACCCCCGAGUUUAGGCAAUCCAGAAGCUCGCCAAUCCAUUUUUCGUCUCCGUCUCCGUCUCCGUCUCCUCUCAGGUCUAGCUUCAAACAAAACCAAAUCUAUCCUUCUCCGACUGCUUAUCGAAGGAACGCCCCGGGUAUGUCACCGUCUUCACCCAGGGACAAGUCUUUACCAUCCCCUCCUGUUCCUCCUAAGUCCAGCCCCUCUGUGGACCAAGUUUCGUCACGAAGAUCUUCGGCAUCGUUAGUGCCCCAGGCCGACGAGUCUCUUGAAGCCAUUUCUGGCUUCUUCAGGACAUUCCCCAAUUCAAGGGAUUCCGUGAAUAUUGAUGCUCAGCUAAUGCUGACGAGCAAGAACGAGAACCAGAAGAUUAGGACCCUGAGGAAGCAGAUGUGGGAGAUAACAGGUGAUGGCAAGAAACAAGAUCUCCCAGUCAAUCAGGAGUACAUCCUCUACGAAGGCAGCAUGUAUCUCUGCGUGCAUCUGUUCGAAGCUAACGGUGGUGCACGGUCAGAGGCUCAUCUUUGGUGUGGUGAUGAUGUUCCCGAUGCAGCAAUAGAUGACGCGCAAUCUUUUUCGAAGAAGGUGGCCAAGGAGAAUGGCUGCAAAUUGGAAAUCAUCAAGCAGGGAAAAGAAACAGCGCGUUUUAUCCAAGCCCUCGGCGGAAUCCUCAUAACCCGUAGAGGUCUCAGUUCUCGUUCCAGUUCCUCAGCCUUCUUCAUGCUUUGCGGCAGAAAGCAUCUAGGCCAAAUGGUUUUUGACGAAGUGAAUUUCUCCCGCCAAAGCCUGUGCCCCGGCUAUCCGUUCGUAAUAUCUGCCAUGUUUGGCAAGGUAUAUCUGUGGAAGGGCAAAGGCAGUGCAGCUGAAGAGGUCGGAGCCGCUCGGUUGAUUGGAAUGGACCUUGGCUUGACCGGUGAGUUCGAAGAGGUUGCUGAAGGAGAAGAGCCAGAGAGCUUUUUUGAGUGUUUCCCACAUUAUGGGGAAUCCGAGGGUUACAUGCGCCCAGAUUAUUGGCGGCUAAAGCCUAACCAUGCAUGUUAUCGCCCGAGACUACUUCGUAUUGACCAUGAGCUCGGUCAGCAGCGGCCAGCAGGGUUCUGGCUGCGCCGGCCAGGUUCCGCGUCCCCGGUGAUCCGACCCAACGACACUGUCCAGGAGAUCGAGCCUUUCUGCCAGAAGGACAUCAAGGCCAAUGGUAUUUAUAUCUUAGACACCUUCUUCGAAAUCUAUGUGAUUGUCGGCGAACAAGCGUCCAACCGACCGGCAGAAUUCGUAUCUGCCGUGGUAUUUGCACACGAAUAUGGCAUUCUAGCUGCUUCGCUCCAAGACCGGCCAUUCAUUCCUAAGAGUUUUGUGUCCCUUGGCGGCGUUCCGGGUAGCUGCUGUACAGCAUUCCGCAAGUGGGAGCAGCCUACCCUGCGGAUGCCCCCACAAGUCUUUCCCUUGAACGCAGCCAUCGAAGCCAUGCGCUCCUAAAUAAUCUUUGUUCUAUUCUCGGUUUAUAUCUUGUUUUCUUUUCAAAUUUCUCUUUCCCUGUCUAUAGAUAUUUGCAUCUGGAUUGUGCAUAUACUGGUGUCUGUACAGAGACUGUUGUCAACCGGCCAAUGGAUAGAACCGAAAGGUGGGUAUGAGGAGCAUAAUCCAAGGAGCCUAGGGCGGGGUGAAUUUGGGCAAUUGUCUGUAUGCUGUCAGGGGAGUUUGGAAGCCACAUCAGGUACAUAGUGGUGGUUUAUUCUGCAUAUCCGGUUUCUCUUCUGAUGUAUGAUAUUUCGUGGCUCUGGCUACGUAUCUAGAUAACCAUCGCACGGUCCCAUCCAUCUGGACUUGGGCAGAAAUGCAUGGUAUGUUCUAGUGACUACCCAACUUGUUUUACUAUUUUCGUGCAUACUUGAAAUUAAAGAUAUACUUAAAUAGUUAAUGGAACAUUGCAAUAACGUAAUUCAACAA
Molecule: messenger RNA, 6600 nt
Organism: Aspergillus caelatus
Lineage: Eukaryota; Fungi; Ascomycota; Eurotiomycetes; Eurotiales; Aspergillaceae
Product: putative gelsolin repeat protein
Exons: 3
Coding region: 547-6129 (1860 amino acids)
Biological process (GO): actin filament severing; barbed-end actin filament capping
Molecular function (GO): phosphatidylinositol-4,5-bisphosphate binding; actin filament binding
Source: RefSeq, a predicted model, not a curated record